CCCAUAUCUACAGCAACGGCCACGGCAGCCACCAUUGCGCGAGUUUUCUCUCCUUCCUCUUUCACAUUCCUUUGCUGCCAAAACUUCCCUCGCUUUCUCCCUUCUCCUUUCCCAGGUUCAACUUUUGCUUCACGAACCCGUGAUCCUUUCCCUUGCUCAUCGGAUCCUCCUGUUAGGACGCUCCUUCUCUUGUCUACCUACCGCUAGACUUGCGCAUCAUAGCCACUUCCUACACGAACUACACAUCCCCCACCAUGGCUGACAUUAAGGUUGAUGUAUUGGUUAUCGGCGCUGGCCCGACCGGUCUUGGUGCUGCGAAGCGCCUGAACCAGAUUAACGGCCCCUCAUGGCUGCUUGUCGAUUCCGCCGAGAAGGCUGGUGGUCUUGCCGGCACCGACACUACUCCCGAGGGCUUCCUCUACGAUGUCGGCGGCCACGUCAUCUUCUCCCACUACAAAUACUUCGACGACUGCAUCGAAGAGGCGCUCCCCAAGGAGGAUGACUGGUUCACUCAUCAGCGCAUCUCUUACGUCCGCUACAAGGGCCUCUGGGUCCCCUACCCCUUCCAGAACAACAUCUCCAUGUUGCCCAAGGAGGACCAGGUCAAGUGCAUGAAUGGCCUCAUCGACGCUGCCCUCGAGUGCCGCGUCGCAAACACCAAGCCCAAGGACUUUGACGAGUGGAUUCUGCGUAACUGUGGUGAGGGUGUUGCCGACAUCUUCAUGCGCCCUUACAACUACAAGGUUUGGGCUGUCCCCACGACCAAGAUGCAGUGCCAGUGGCUCGGAGAGCGUGUCGCCGCCCCCAACCUGAAGCUCGUCACCGAGAACGUCGUCUUGAACAAGGUCGCCGGUAACUGGGGCCCCAACGCUACCUUCAAGUUCCCCGCCCGCGACGGAACCGGUGGUAUUUGGAUCGCUGUCGCCAACACCCUCCCCAAGGAGAAGACGCGCUACGGCCAAAAGGGCACCGUCGAGAAGGUUGACGCCGACAAAAAGGUCGUCACCCUCGCCGACGGUACCACCGUCCAGUACGGCAAGCUCAUCUCGACGAUGAACGUCGACCAGCUCGUCGAGCGCAUGGGCAACCAAGAGCUCGUCAGCCUGUCCAAGGGCCUGUUCUACUCGUCGACCCAUGUCAUCGGUGUCGGUAUCCGCGGCGAGCGUCCUGAACGCAUCGGUGACAAGUGCUGGCUGUACUUCCCGGAGGACAACUGCCCCUUCUACCGCGCUACCAUCUUCUCUAACUACUCCCCUCACAACCAGCCCGAGGCCGGCAAGAAGCUGCCCACGCUGUACUUGGCCAAUGGCCAGAAGGCCGCGUCGACCGAGGCCCAGGAAGGCCCCUACUGGUCCAUCAUGCUCGAGGUCUCCGAAUCCUCGAUGAAGCCUGUUGAUCAGGAGAAAAUCCUUGAGCAGUGUAUUCAAGGCCUCAUCAACACCGAGAUGAUCAAGCCCGAGGACGAGAUCGUCUCCACCUACCACCGCCGCUUCAACCACGGCUACCCGACUCCCUCACUCGAGAGAGAGGGUGUCCUCAAGGACCUCCUCCCCAAGCUUCUCGACCAGGGCAUCUACUCCCGUGGCCGCUUUGGCAGCUGGAGAUACGAGGUUGGCAACCAGGACCACUCGUUCAUGCUCGGUGUCGAGGCUGCGGACAACAUUGUCAACGGCGCCGUCGAGCUCACGCUCAACUACCCCGACUUCGUCAACAGCCGCAAGAACGAGGAGCGCCGCCUGGCCCAGACAUUUGCCUUUGGUGCCCUGCCCUCGCACAGCAAGUAAGCUUGCGGCAUGAUGGGAGGAAGCAAACAAACUACACAAAAAAAAACCUGCAUUGAUUUUUUUUCCGUCUUUUUGCUACACGGCAUAAAAGCAUGAGCAUGACCAAUGGGAAGAGGCCAGCUCUGGCAAAAAGAGGAAGCUUUGGCUAAGCAUAUAAGAAUACCUGGGAGUUUUACGUUGUUGAAUUGGGGGGAAAUUACUUCGGUGCGCCAUACCCACGAUGAUGUUGAAGAGUCGUGCGCAGCUGCAGGCGUGGGGGCCGACGGGCCCUUUAAGAAGGGAUACCCAUAUAGAGUUAUAGAUAUUGACCUUUGGCACAAC
Messenger RNA from Colletotrichum destructivum, 2105 nucleotides. RefSeq names its product Putative amine oxidase, FAD/NAD(P)-binding domain superfamily. Gene Ontology annotation, molecular function: oxidoreductase activity. The coding region runs from base 255 to 1784 and encodes 509 amino acids. The transcript has 5 exons. The record is from RefSeq and is a predicted model, not a curated record. Lineage: Eukaryota; Fungi; Ascomycota; Sordariomycetes; Glomerellales; Glomerellaceae.